UGUUGCUGUUUGUUUGAAAGCAGAUCGUCAUUCGUUCAUUCAUGCAUCGCGCGGCUGUCUUGCUCCGACACUUGGCGUCGCACUCUAAGAGCGCGAGUCCUUCCGUGCGCAGCGUCCGAUUCGCAUCGACGGGUGCUGCUGGCGGAUCUGGACCUGGAUCUGGACCUGGAUCUGGGUCUGGCGCGAGAACGGGCACUGGAGCCGGAACAGGAAUCGGAGCCGGAGCAACCGAAUUUGGAGCAAUUGGGAGCAAUUCGCAGCCGACUACGGCGCGUGUGUUUGCGUACAACCCCGACGCCACGCCGUCCGUGUCCAUGGAGACGCGAGGCAAGAUCUGCACCAUCAUUCUGAGUCGCCCGGUCGCACGGAACGCAGUCGACCGUCCCACUGCCGAAGCGCUUGCAGACGCAUUCAGAGCGUUCGACCAAGACCCAACGAUGCAUGUCGCGGUCCUGUUUGGCGCCAACGGCACGUUCUGUGCAGGAGCUGAUCUCAAGGCCCUUGCAUCAGGCAAUCCGCAGCGCUACAACAGACUGGAAGAAACCGGCGAUGGACCGAUGGGACCGACGCGCAUGACGGAAUUGUCCAAGCCAGUCAUCGCUGCGUGUACUGGGCAUGUCGUUGCGGGUGGCCUGGAGCUCGCACUGUUGUGUGAUCUGCGGGUUGCGCACGAGGAUGCCGUGUUUGGCGUCUUUUGUCGCCGAUUUGGCGUGCCGUUGAUUGACGGUGGAACAUUCCGACUGCCGCGAAUUGUCGGACACGGUCGCGCAAUGGACAUGAUUCUUACCGGACGUGCAGUGGAUGCCAAGGAAGCGCUCGGCAUGGGACUUGUGACAAAGCUGGUACCCAAAUCGCAAGACGUUCGCACGGCUGCCGAACAACUGGCCGAGCAGAUCAGUGCGUUUCCGCAAGAGUGCAUGCGCCGCGAUCGCGCGUCCGCCCUGCAACAAUGGGGCAUGUCGGAAAAGGACGCCCUCCACAACGAGUUUCAACACGGGCUUGUUUCUCUUGCUGCUGGAGCUCAAGCCGGCGCUCUAUCGUUUGCUCAAGGCAAAGGUCGAGGCGGCCAGUUUUGAUUGAUGCAUUUGGGAACUUGUACAGCAAUACAAUCACCGCCCGAUUCUGCACUG
Messenger RNA from Capsaspora owczarzaki ATCC 30864, 1130 nucleotides. Its product is annotated as enoyl-CoA hydratase. Lineage: Eukaryota; Filasterea; Ministeriida; Capsasporidae. The record is from RefSeq and is a predicted model, not a curated record. The transcript has 4 exons. Bases 42 to 1076 code for a protein of 344 amino acids.